AAAAACUGUAAACAAACUUUUUAGAAAUAGCACGUGUAAUAUAAAUAAAAAAAUAACAUUAGAGCAUUAAAAUCACAUCAAUUUAAUUUGUAAUAAAAUAAGAAACAUUAAAAAUAACGAUGGUUGAAAUCGAUGGUUAUAAAGUUGUUUCCCUGCGUUUAUCACCCGAUGUAGAGCACUGCCAUAGCAUCUAUAUGAAAGAACAUUUCAUACGACUAAUGGAUCCUAAUAAACCUAAAGGGCGAACGUUGUUUUUGUUAAAUAUACCUCCCUAUGUAACUGAAAAAAGUCUAGAGGAAUUUUUCAACCGGACGAGCUCAGUGGUUUCUGUCACAUUUGCUGAAAAACCAGGCAAAAAUGAAACAGACAAAUGGCUUAAAAAUAUUACCGAAUUCAGCAAUAAAGAAACACCCUUUAAAUUUAAAGUAGCUUACGUAGUGUUUAAGACAACCAAUAGCGUGAGGAGAGCUUUGCAAAUUACCAGCAUUGAUUUAUAUGAUGCCACCGGAGAAUCAAUAAUUGACAGUGGCAUGCAGUUGUGGCAUUCGCAAUACCAACAUAAGCUGUUGGAUGUUGCCAAGACUCAAAAGUACAUAGAUGAAUAUAUGGCAGACUACGACGAAAGGGAAAGAGAAGCUGCUGUAGCUGCUAAAAACAGUGUAGCCGACGCCGACGGAUGGGUAACUGUUGGAAAACAAGGUAGAAAUUCAGGAUUUGAACAGAAGGAUACAGUCAUUGGCAAGUUGGAAGAAAAAAUUGAGCGCGGAAGAAAAAAAAAGGAAUUAGCUAAUUUUUACACGUUCCAAAUUAGAGAAUCCAAAAUGAAAAACAUAAUUGAAUUGAGAAAAAAAUUCGAUGAUGAUAAAAAGAAAAUUGAGUCGUUAAAACAGACUCGAAGAUUUAGACCAUUUUAAAUAAAAUGUAUGAAUUGAAAUUUAAUCAACUAAUAAAUAAAAAAUAACAUUUUUAA
Molecule: messenger RNA, 970 nt
Organism: Lucilia cuprina (Australian sheep blowfly)
Lineage: Eukaryota; Metazoa; Arthropoda; Insecta; Diptera; Calliphoridae
Product: ribosomal RNA-processing protein 7 homolog A
Exons: 2
Coding region: 120-914 (264 amino acids)
Biological process (GO): rRNA processing; ribosomal small subunit assembly
Cellular component (GO): CURI complex; UTP-C complex
Molecular function (GO): RNA binding
Source: RefSeq, a predicted model, not a curated record